Lethenteron reissneri (Far Eastern brook lamprey) is the source of this 2279-nucleotide messenger RNA. RefSeq names its product CDK5 regulatory subunit associated protein 1 (gene CDK5RAP1). Lineage: Eukaryota; Metazoa; Chordata; Hyperoartia; Petromyzontiformes; Petromyzontidae. Gene Ontology annotation, molecular function: tRNA-2-methylthio-N(6)-dimethylallyladenosine(37) synthase activity; 4 iron, 4 sulfur cluster binding. Gene Ontology annotation, cellular component: cytosol; mitochondrion. Gene Ontology annotation, biological process: tRNA modification; negative regulation of cyclin-dependent protein serine/threonine kinase activity. The record is from RefSeq and is a predicted model, not a curated record.
ACACCCCCCUCUACCCCUCCACCCCUGAACGGUCUUGCUCCACGUGCGGGGUUUGGAGGGCGGCGGGCACGAGGUCGCUGCUGUCACCCACCCACCGCCCGUCCGCCCGCCCCGGGCCCCCGGGCCCCAUGGCCAGCCUGUGCCGCUCCUUGCGGGCCCUCCUCGCGCGGCCCCACGCGGCCCGCACACGCGGCCCGGAGCUGUGCACAGCAGCGACGCCGCACGGGCACCACCACCACCACGACCACGACCACGCGCGGCCUGGUGUCUCUGCCCGAGACGGUGCGGGGAAGCCGGCACGGCGGCUAGGCGAGGGUCCUUCCCUGCGGGACUUUGUACAGGCGUCCGUAGAGGGCGGUGUGGCAGACGAGGUUGACGAGGAGGAGGAUGAAGACCUCACGCCGCCUUACCUGCGACCCGACGCGCUGUGGGGACACGGUCGAAAGGUUUACUUCGAGACGUACGGAUGCCAGAUGAACACGAGCGACACUGAGAUCGCGUGGGCCAUCCUGCAGAAGCAAGGCUACUUCCGAACAGACAACCUGACAGAGGCGGAUGUCAUCUUGGCAGUAACGUGUGCCAUCAGGGAGAAGGCGGAGCAGACGGUGUGGCGCCGGGUGGAGCGAUUCCGCCACCUCAAGCACGAGCGGCAGAAGCGUGGAGGGGCGGCCCUGCAGAUCGGCAUUCUGGGCUGCAUGGCGGAGCGGCUGAAGCGCGACAUCGUGGAUCGCGAGCGUGCGGUUGACAUCGUGGCCGGGCCCGAUGCCUACCGCGGCCUGCCUCACCUGCUGGCACGCGCCCGCUCCCACCGGGAGGCCAUCGACGUGGCGCUGUCGGUCGACGAGACGUACGCCGACGUCGUACCCCUCCGCGCCGACCCCAGCGCGCCUUCCGCCUUCGUCUCGGUGAUGCGUGGCUGUAACAACAUGUGCACCUACUGCAUCGUCCCGUUCACCCGCGGACGGGAGCGGAGCCGCCCCGUGGCGUCCGUGCUGGCGGAGGUUGGGGUGCUUCUCCAGCAGGGCGUCAAGGAGGUCGUUCUCCUGGGUCAGAACGUCAACAGCUACUGUGACACGUCCCAGCCGGCCGCGGGCACCCCCCCGGAGGGUCCUCCCGACGGCGGGCCCUCGGCGCUGAGCCGGGGAUUUGGCUCCGUGUGCCGCCGCCUCCCCCCCGCGCCGGACCGGAGGGAGGUGCGGUUUGCCGAACUUCUGGCCGCGGUCUCGGAGCUGGACCCCGAGAUGAGGGUGCGCUUCACGUCGCCGCACCCCAAGGACUUCCCCGACGAGGUGCUCCAGGUGAUCAGGGAGAGACCAAACAUCUGCAAGCAGAUCCACCUGCCGGCUCAGAGCGGCAGCUCCAGCGUGCUGGCCCGCAUGGGCCGAGGGCACACGCGGGAGGCCUACAUGGAGCUGGUGCAUCACAUCCGAGACAUGAUCCCAGGCGUGAGUCUGAGCAGCGACUUCAUCGCGGGCUUCUGCGGCGAGACGGAGAGCGAACACGAGGACUCGCUGUCGCUUAUCCGCACCGUGGGCUACGACACCGCCUACUUGUUCGCUUACAGCAUGCGCAAGAAGACGCGUGCGUCCCACCGCUUGCAGGACGACGUUCCGCCCUCCGUGAAGCAGCGGCGCCUCUCCGAGCUCAUCGCCGCCUUCCGUGAGUCGGCCUCCGAUCUCAACGCUGCCAGGGUCGGCUCCACCCAGCUUGUGCUCGUUGAGGGGGCGAGCCGGCGUUCCCAGUUCGAGCUGUCCGGGCGGACGGACGGCAACGCUCGCGUGGUGUUCCCCGACGUACUGCUGCCCGACGGCGCCGGUUCCCCGGCUCUUGCAUCCGCGCAGCGCGGAGACUACGUCGCCGUGAAGAUUACAUCGUCGAGCUCGCAGAGCCUCAGGGGCACGGCGCUUCACCGCACCACGCUGCGGGAAUUCCACGCCACGCCGGAUGAUGCCCCCUUCUCUCAUGGCGGCGGCGUCGGCGGCAAGUGACGGUGCGAAAGAAGUUCAACAUUCCUACCGCUGUAAAGCCACAGGCAAGAAGUGCAAGUGCGGGAACGCUCUGCUGCACCACGUGGAGGGGGAGAAAUGGUUCGAGCCGUGACUUGAUGAAACACGACGCCGUGCCGAUCCUGAACUGUACCCACGGACGGUCAGUGGCACAGAAUUUUAAAUUCGCCGCCCUCUUCAAAGUUGGAAGCUGAGGAGCGCAAGGCACGCGGGCGCGACCCGGGGACCUGUUUGUCAGUCUUUGCGAAUAAAUAUUUAUAGUGAGUGGGCGGA